Messenger RNA from Pocillopora meandrina, 4538 nucleotides. Lineage: Eukaryota; Metazoa; Cnidaria; Anthozoa; Scleractinia; Pocilloporidae. The record is from the annotation of a GenBank genome assembly.
GCUGAGAAAAAACAAAAUGGCGGAGUGACAGUAGAGUGAGCAAGCAAGUUUGUCAUGUUUUUGCAGGCAAUUCUUGGGAAUUUUGGAAAAUAUAGUGGACAUGACAACUGAAAGUGUUGCAGAAAGCUCGCUCCUUGGGCUGUCAAGAGGUAAAAUGAGCUAAAUUCUUGCAGUAUAGAAUUGGCUAGUAACUAACAAUAGAACUAAUGCGAUCUCAUAUCUGUUUAACUCAGUACGACAUUUUUCCUGUAUUUUUGCAUUAGUUACAACAGUUAAUGAUGAAGAAUAUACAUCUCAUUAUUGGCCGAAACUGAAAGGUGCGAUUUUGUUAAUUUUACAACAAAAUCCUGGAGAAUUUAUUCCGAUUUCGUAUGAAGAAAUGUACAGGUAAGUGUACGUUUGGCGUAGAUAUACAGAAACAUUCAUUAACAAUAUUUGCGUAAGCUUAAACUUAUAUUUAAAUGCUUUAGGACUAUUUUUCCUCCUUGUGUUAUUCGCCAUAGUAAUUGCAACGACGCGAUGACGACUAAAACAUUCGCCAUGUUACAAUUUGACAAAAUAAAAGUUGACUAGGAAAUUUUCUGAAAUGAACAAGUAUUUGUUUUACUCUCAGCAUCCCUUAAUUUUCCUAUCUACAGUCAUUUUCCUUCCUAACAGUCCAUGUAGACUCUAAGGAUUGAGUUAAGCAUAAAUCUUCAUGCUAGUGGGCAGCGACUACAUUUCUUGAGGAAAACCCUGUAUGCUCUGCAAGCUGUUUCAAUGAGAAGGCUACUUUCUCAAGUUCACUUUUCUUGCGUGAUUAUCUUCUCAGCACUGUAUAUAAAUGUGUAUGCCAGCAGUAUUCUGAUAGAAUGUACAACAAUCUGAUGGAACUUGUGACUUCCUAUCUCAGACGUGUUGCUGAAGAACUGCAGGUAUGCUUAGUACUGUUAGUUAUGGUUGACUGGUCAGGAAAUACAACAGAUCUUUUUAUGAUAUGUUUUUAUCAACAUAACCCUUUUAAUUACCCCUAGGAGUGACCAGCAGCUAAUUUCUCUUCUCAGUAUCCCUGCAGAAUCCUUUGUUAAGGUCUUGAGAAUAAUAGAAAUGAACACCAAGUAAUGAAGUUCUUGAUCAUUAGACUAAUUCUCUGUGUCAGCACCAUGGGAAAUGUAUUUAGAGAGUUCUAUGGAGAAUGUACACACUAACGUCAGGGUAUAAAGGGUUACUUUUUUUUUUUUGAACCUGAUCAUGCAAAACAGAUAAGAAUACUCUCAUGGUUUUUUAGCUGACUGACCAACAAAAUAUUUCCUCUAUAGUCAGUCAAUGUGUUGUCAUCAUUAUGUGUUCCAUAUCAUUGGAAUUCCCAAGAACUGUUCUUCACUCAAGAAGGGCCAUUUUUUUAAGCUUGUUGUUAAGAUUUAUUUUGCUUGUUGAAAUUGCCAGGUAACCCCAGCAGAAGCUUAUCUUGAGAAGUUUAAUUUUGCAAUGGCACAGUUCUUCCAAGCAGUUAGUGGAAUAGUAGCCAUCUUUAGUUAUAUGGUGAGAUCCAUUCAUACAGUAAAAAUGAACAAUUUAUUACUUCUGGGAGAGAAACUUUGCUUGCAUAAAUAACGAGGAAUAUUUACUAUCAAUAAUAUUUUGAUUAUUAAUAAUAUUAUCUUCAAAUUAUUGAUGAUAGUUAUUAUUGAAGUUAUUAUUGAAGUGAUCCACCUAUAAGUUCUCCACAUAAUUGUAAUAUGUUAUGAAGAAUUAAAAGAAUUCACAAACUUGUUAGCUGGAGAAAGUUCCCUUGACUUAGAAAUGUAAAAUCUAAAUUUCCCACACUAGAAACUGCAUUGAAGCAGUUGGGGAGAAUUAAUGUACUGAUAUUAGGAAUAGAAGGGGUAAGAUUGAUGUUGUAAGAUUUCAAUUUUGCAAAAUUCCCCCUAGACCUUUAAAUCUUUGGCCUGUGGAAGACUUCCACAAAACACAGCUAUGGAAAAAAGAAGCAAAACCGCUUAAGUCAUGGAUGGAAAGUAAUGACUGUUCAGUGGAAAGAUUGCAAAAAAAACACAAGAGCACUAUGGAACAAAAUGGAAAUCAAUUAAAUCAUAGACAGAAAGAAAUUACUUUUAUUGUAAUCUUUCUUUUUUCUUAUAGAACCGAUUUUAUGUGUCACCAAAACUUCAUACUGAUUUGAAAGCAGAAUUGUGGAAAGUCUUCACGGAACUUGUAGCUGACAAUCCACUCCUGUUCAGUAAGUCAACCAAUUUUUCCAUGUUGAAAAUUUACCACUAUUUGAUCUAUACUGUCAAGGUAUGAAAAAGUAUCUGGUUUCUUUUUCACAAAGAAAAAAAAUUAAUCAUGUGAAGGGGGCUAGAAAAUGACCAACCAAUUAACAAACUAUUGAAAGACUUGGGAGAAAUGCAGACCAAUUGACUGACUGGUUGACAUACUGAUUGGCUGACUGACUGGUGGACUAAAUACUGACUGGCUCCAUGGCUGGCCGACUGACUUAUUGACUGAUGAACUGACUGACUGACUGAUGGACUGAACAUUGACUGACCAACUGACUGGCAGACUGACUGAUUGACUGACUGACUGACUGGCCGGCAGACUACAUGUAGCUGGCUGACUGAUUGGCUGACUGAUGAACUGAAGACUGACUGACUUACUGAUCUUCUAAAUAACUUGCUGGCUCACUGAUUUACUGAUAGUCCAAGACAUUGAUGGACUGACUAACUGAUGAACUAAACACUGACUGAUCGACUGACUGACUGAUCAACUUAUUGACUGAGUGAUAAAUUGCAUACAUUUAAAACUUCCUUUGUGCUGAUAAUCCAAUAUAAUGUAGGUGAAGUUCUCUCUAAAGGAUCUGUUUCCUCUUAGGAGUGAUUGAUGAGGUUUCAUCCAAGCCAUUUGGCGUCAACCCACAGAUAAUGAUGUCCGUAAUUAAAGGACUUUAUUCACUCAAACCAGGUUUGUAUAUUACUCACUUGAUUUCCCCAUCUCUGAUUGAUUUCAUACAGAGAUAUAACAUAAUCCUUUUUGCAGAGUUUUCUGAACGCAAUCCAAUGCUCUUCGCCCGAUUUAUUCCCAACAUUUUACCACCAACACAAUGUGACCAGCUACCAAGUCUAAUUCAAGAGGACCGCUUGUUACAGGAGGACCUGGUGACGAGCCAGGGCUUUUCAAGGUAAGAGGUGUUUUGUGUAGCGUGACGUAAGUUGUCCAAGAUUGUUUUGGUUUGCGUGACUGAGCCUUGUGAUUGGGUUAGAAAACUGGAGUCACUUCUCAACCAAUCAGAUUCUAAACUAAAAACCAGUCGCGACUGACACGAUUUCUUCUCUGUCGUUUCCCGCCUUUUUAAGCUGGUUUCGUGUAAAUGCUUUUUGUUCUUAUUGCAAUAGCUAUCUUUGUUUUGAGAGGGAGUCCUGACUACUUUAACUUUAGUUUAAGAUAUUCAUCGGAAAGUGCUCCAAACAGCAAGCUUUUCUACACAGAUUCUAAUUCGACUUGUUUUCCUGUAACCAACUGAGUUUUUUCCCUGGCAAAUUCCUUUGUCCAAAAGGAGUAUAGCAGUGUAAGGAUUCAAGAACCGUUAUUGACGUGUCUUUGACGAGUUUUUUCAAGCCAGUGAACUACUCAUGAAAUCUAUUCCUUACCAUGAAGCGCUUUUCAUUUGAGAGUUAAAGUGCAAUUUUCAAUUGAGGGUCGAGAGUGAUAAAGGAUUGCUUUGGUUUUACCCUACUUCGCUCUGUGAUUGGUCAAGAAAACUCGCGCCACUUUCGCAACCAAUCAGAUGCAGAACCAAAACUAACUGCAACUUGGUCGCCGGCGUUUUUCCCGCGCUUUAGGUAGUUUGGUUGUCUUUACUUUGAGUUCUCAUUGGCUCUUAAAGGUAUUUUCCUUUCUUCUGAUUGGCUGCUGUGAUUACUUUGUUUCGGGUUUUACGACAGUCAAUCGUAAAACGCUCUGAAGUAAAAUUCAAUACAGUUCCAGAUUACUUGUGACACUCACGUUGAAAUGACUUUAAUAUUAUUCCUUUCCAAUCCAGAGAGGACACGGGGAAGAAAAGAAGAGGAGAAGAUUUCCAAGGCAGAUAAGAAACGUCAAAACGCCAUACAUCUAUUUUUAAAUCUAUUGCAACUAUAUCGUGGAAGUAAUUAAAUUUCGAGGAAAGCGUGAAGGCCCAACGAACAAGAAGAGGCAACCAACCGACCGGUUCCGAAAGCAAUUUAGCGAAAAGGACAUCUCAAUUUGGCUAUACCUCAGCGUAAACGGAAGCACAGUGGUUCUGCACCAAAUCCUUCCUCCUUCACUUAUCGGGUUCUUUUCAGUUCGCCAGAAGUCAAGGACGGCUCGCUAUUCUUUUGUAUUUCUGAAAACACAAGGAAUUCUUAAAUGUGGAAAUUUUAUGUUAGCUUAAGGCACCUUCAGGGGCACCAAUCUGUUUAUUUUACUCCUAAGAGGAAAAAACCCCGCUUUAUUUUUACAUGGGAGUAUCCCAUGGCUUUUGAAUAUGUGCCUAGUGUUGUAAACUGCACAAAGAAGUUCAUUUCUGUUGACAAUAUUGA